CACCCUCCCUCACCACCCACCACCCUCAUUCUUGUCGCCGUGCACGACUCACGGCUGCACGUCCGUUUCGUUUCAAGAGUUGUCGUCGCGUCCACUUGGACGUGUUUCGCCCUCGUUUCGUCCUGUGUUCCCCCCGCGCCCAGCACUUCCCCAGAUUCCCGCACCUCCGCACAUCGCUCUCCACGACCCCUGGGAGACCCAUCGGAGGCCUUGCUACUCCGUACACCUUGCCAGAUACCACCCCGACCUCGCAUCACUCGUGGCCCGCGGCCUGGACGGACAGCGAAUUGUUCGCUCUGUCGGGCGCGCUCCGCCGCCUCUCUCCUUUCCCCGUAAUGCUGGAGACGUAUUGCGCCCAAACAGACGCUGCACACCGGCGACAUGUCUAGCUGGCGACCACUCCCUCAGGUUGCAUACGCAGUCUGCACCUAUCCCUUCCAGCCCUCCGCCCGCGAAGACCUUCCCCUCGAGAUUGGCGACGAAUUGUACAUCAUUGAGCAGGGUGGAAAGGAUGGCGCCUGGUACCGUGGAUACCUGCUUGCUGCGCCCUCAUUGCUGGCCGGCCUCACCAGUGCCAAGGGACAACCACUGGAAGCUCGUGUCUUUUCCGGCAUCUUCCCACGCGUCUGCGUUCGUGUCCUCGAAUUCCUGUUCGAAGGAAGGCACACACCCGCCCUACCCGACACUCCGGAGAGGAGCCCCGGCUCCCAUCAAGCUCUCGGUGGCCCCAUAUCCAACGGCGUCAUUACCCCUACAGGGAGCACGAGCACAACCCCACCGUUUGCGCCUGCUAGAGGGACUGCCUCACAUACUCGAGGAAGCUCGCGGUCCGACCGUGGUUCGCAAUUCACCGCCCGCUCAGAACACCCCCAACAGCUCGCCCUUCCCUUGUCGCCCGAGUCCGUGACGUCUCGCGAUCCCAAUGCGCCUCGCCCACCCGCCCCCGUGCCCAUGCUGAAGAUUGGAGACGAAACCCCUACGUCCUAUCAGGAGCCGCUGGUGGAUGAGAUUGCCUCGUGCUUACGGGAAUGGCACUCCACCAAAGUGCAUGAGCUUAUCCUGUCACGGAAGUACGCUCACCUCGACAAGAUGGAGACACUCGUGCGGAAAUUAGAUACCACUCGACGCCAGCUAUUAAACAAGCAACUCACAGCGAAGGAGUUGGACAAGGUACGCGAAGGUACCGUCUGGGAUCUCGUGGCCGGGAACAAGGUGUUUUGCGAGGAAGUCAUAGUGCGGAGUCCGUCUCAACGUGGCCGCAUCUUAACAAGUGACGACUCGGCCAUCGAAGUCACGAAACUCCAAUCCAUAAUGAGUCUGCUGGAUGCCCGUCCAACCCCUCAUGUGGAUGAGCACAUCUUACACCAUCUUUAUGUCAGCAUCAAACAUGUGCUGGGAGAUCUAACACAGGGCUCGCCCCAACUGAGCAUGCACUUAUGCCUGAAGGAACCGGGCGAGAAAGCCAAACCUCUCUCGGAGGUAUAUUCCUUCGAUCUCACGGGGAAGGAUGGAACUCCACUCCAUGUAUCGGGAGACAAGUUGCGCUCACUCUUUGUUGACCUAAGUUCCAGUGAUAUCGGCGAAGGAGCGAGUUCUGGGUCCUGCCUAUACCUGGUUUUCAAGUUGCUGGUUAACGAGCCGCUCCACGUUGAGCCAGCUAAUCCCGAAUCUGCCAAUUCGUCACGAGAAAAGGUACCCACCACCUCAACACUACAAUCGUCGCAGGUCGGAAGUGUCAAAGGGCGGCGUAGUGCAAUGUUUGGUGGCAAACGCAAGGAUUCGCCGUCCAGUGCAUCGACCGAAAAUCGGGCAACCAGUGUAGAUGUAGACCGCACUCAAAGCCAGGAUGGACGUCCCGAUUCGUCGGCUGCCAAGGCAAAACCAUCGUCUCCUCGCGAUCAGAAGGUUAUGAAGCGAGCUGUUGCGAUGGGUGCGCUCCGGGUCGACCCGCUCAUGAGAGCUCUAUCGGAAAGCGACCAGAAUGUCACCAUGUGGACCCCGGCAGACGCUCUUGACGAGGCUCCAGAGGAUGGCCAAGGUUGGGAUGAUAUCCUCCCCGAAUUGUUUCCAAGCCCGAAUGGUCUAUAUAGGAAUCACGCAUCCAUUCACCGCAUCAUACUUCACCUAAAAGCCUUCUCAAACGCAGACUCAGACAGUCUGAUCGAAAAGACGCCCACGCUCCUUCAGAACAUCAAACUGACGCGGAAGAUUGGCUUCUCUGGAGCACCAACAAAGCCUCGGAGCGACAUCUACGUCACCCUUGUCGAACCUUCUCUGCCCAAAAAUGCCUGCCUUUCACAUCCAAAGACUGGCACUGUACCGCUUGCACCGGCUUCGUCCAUGCUAAACCUGCAGUUGACUCUUGAGGUCCGAAAAGCAUCGGGCGACAGAAUUGAGGGGUGUAUCUAUCCGUCCAGCAACAGUGUCGGCCACACCGCCUGGCGCACUACAGCAAUAAAGAGAGGAGAGCAGUGGAAUGCGACCAUUCGACUCGCCAUCCCUCCCGAAGACGUUCCUGGUUCCCACAUUGUCAUGAGCAUAGCUGAUGCUCCAGGCUUCCCUUUCGCCCUGGGCUGGAUGCCCCUUUGGAAUCAGGAUGCCUUUGUCCGGGACGGGGAGCAUUCACUCUCCCUCUAUCGAUAUGACGAAUACACAUCCAGCAUGAUCGCCGGAAAGGGCGCCUACCUCGGCCUCCCAUGGGAAGCGAGAAGAAAAGAUGAGCUGGUCAUGGGCACCCUCGCUACACUCAAUCUGCGGACAUACCUGUGCAGUACGGAAUACUCUCAGGAUCCAACCUUGCUCGGUGUCCUCAGGUGGCGUGACCAAGCCGCCGGAGAUCUAAUUGGACUCCUCAAGAGAUUUCCCUUCGUUGCGGAGAUAGAGUUGGUGAAGCUCUUGAAUGAGGUCUUCGAUGCGUUGUUUGAGAUUCUGGUCGAAUAUGCCGGUAGCGAUGAGUAUGAGGACCUUGUCUUCAAUGCCCUCGUUGUAGUCCUCGGCAUCGUACAUGACCGGCGGUUCAAACUAAGCCCGCUGGUAGACCAGUACGUUCAAACGAAGUUCAACUAUCCUUUUGCUACGGCGUGCUUGGUGCGUAGUUAUAUCCGACUCCUUGCCAACCCGACAGAUCCAGAGUCUUCAAGGCGGCUGAGAGCCACGUUCAAAGUUGGGCGACAGAUUCUUAAAUUCAUCAUGAGCGCUCGGCAGCAGCAGAAGGAAAAGGAAGCGGGGAUCGGUAUAACGACCCGUCAACAAACCUUUGCCAGGGAUAUCCGCUCUAUUUUCCAGGCUUUGGAGGCUCUUAUGGAGAAUCCGUCGCCGGUUUUGAUUGGGACGAAGACGAUUCUCGUGCAGCAGUUCCACACCUGGCUUCCGGAACUCUCGCCCUCCAUACAUCCGACCGACAUUCUGAAGCUGACCUGCAGCUUUGUCGAGUCCUGCUCCACAGCAAAGGGCAAGUUGAUUCUUUACAAAAUUCUGCUCAUCCGUCAUCUCUUCCAUAUGGAUGUUUUCAACUUGCCAGAUAUACGACGGAUUCUCCUCAUGAAUACCGUCAGAUGGCUUGCUCCACACUGGGGUAAGGUGGAUAGUGUGGAUGAUCAAUGGAAGGACCAGGUGCGGCUGUGCUGCUCAGUCGUUGCUUCCCAGGUGGAUGAGCUCGGCGAGCACGCAUGCGCGUAUAUGCCAAAGUUGGUGCACUCUUAUCGCGCACUUCAAGGCGAGCGGGAGAAAGAGAGGGAACGCGAGAGAGGAAGAGGGAAAGAGGGAGACAGAGAAGGGGAUACUACACAGCCGGCAAAGAAGACUCUCUCCCUUCUCUUCCCCACUACGUACCCCUUUCCCUCUCGUCCCACUACCACCGAAGCAAGGAUCGACGAAGCAAUGGUCGAGAUUUCUGCAGUUCUUGCAGCGCUGUCUACGUCACCCACAAUAAUCCAUCCGGACCUACCACAGAGUGAUAUCGCCCCUUUCCUGUCCACAGCUUUACAGGUCUUCACUUCCAUACUCGAUUGCGAGGCCUUCCCCAAAUCCUGGCUCAGUGUCCAUAUCUACCAGCACAAAUCCACCAUAAAAGUGCUGGAGAAGAUAGCGAGUGUUAUGAUUGAUUCGUUCCUCCCCUCCGACCCGGAGGACGUGGAUAAUUUCGACACAGGCCUCUGGCGUUCCUUUUUUGAUGUUCUUUUAAAAUUAGUCGGCAGCGAUGCUCUAGCGCUGGAGACGUUCCCAGAGCAGAAACGGCGUGCGGUUUGGAAGAUCGCCGGGGACGUCCGGCAAAUGGGCGCCGAACUGUUGCAGAGGAGCUGGGAAGCCAUCGGAUGGGAGACAACUGCAGACGAGAAGAAACAAUAUGGCCUGGAUAAAUUGGGCGGUUUCCAAGUCCAAUAUGUUCCAGGCUUGGUUGCGCCAAUCGUCCACCUAUGUCUCAGCGUACAUGAAGGUCUGCGCAGCGUUGCAACUGGCAUCCUGCAGACGAUGAUCAUCAGCGAGUGGACAUUGAACGCUGGCUUAGAGCUGAUCCAGGCCGAGAUGAUUGAUUGCCUAGACGGGAUGUUCAAGUCCAAACACCUCACAGAGGCCGUGCUUCAAAAGCAUUUCAUACAAGAGCUUCUUGACAGGUUCGAACCUGUAUCCCAAGACGCUGACGAUGCGCUCUUCGUCGCUGUCAAGGACCUUAUCGCCACAAUUGAUGAACAGAUGGAUCUCCUCGUCGCCGUACAUAGCACAGAGGCCGUUGGCGAAGUUUUCCAUAUCAUGGAUACGCUCCAUCUGAUGGAAUUCUUGAAAGACAUGCAGAAAGAGGACAUUUAUAUACGAUAUGUCCACCAGCUGGUGGACCUGCAAAAAGAAGCCCAAAACUACACUGAAGCUGGCCUCGCCCUCCGUUUGCAUGCCGAACUCUACGACUGGGAACCAUCGACAAUGCUGGAACCGCUCGCCGACCCCGACUUCCCUGAGCAAAGCGCAUUCGAGAGGAAAGAGCAAUUAUAUUUCCGGAUGAUCGAAUACUAUGAGAAAGGGCAGUCGUGGGAUAACGCUCUCGGGACAUAUAUGGAACUAGCCACGCAGUAUCAGAGCAACGUUUUCGACUUUCCGAAGCUAGCCAGAACUCAGCACGCCAUGGCCUACGUCUAUGAAAAGAUAGCGAAGGGGGAGCGUGCGAAUCCUCGUUACUUUAGAGUUGUUUACAAAGGACUCGGUUUUCCGGCAGGCCUGCGCGACAAACAGUUUAUAUUCGAGGGCUCACCCAAUGAUCGCCUUUCAACCUUCAUUGAUCGCAUGCAACAGCAGCAUCCUACCGCUCAGAUUCUGAAUACUGGGGCUGAAGAUAUCUUGGAAGGCCAGUUUCUACUCAUCUUCCCCGUAUCCCCGCAGAAGGACUUCACCCAUCCCGUUUACCAGCGUGCGAAAGUCGCACAAUCGGUCAGAGACUUCCAUCUCCUUUCGAGGCCGACACAUUUCGCAACCACCUCACGGAUCAAUCGGACGGGUACCGACGGGCAGCAGCACAUCGUUGUAGAAAAGACGGUUUACACAACAGCCGAGGCAUUUCCAACGAUCCUGCGUCGCAGUGAGAUAAUAUCGGUGGUAACGGUAACGCCGAGCCCAUUACAAAACGCUAUCGAUAGGACAUGUCGCAAGACAGCGGAGUUGGCCGCACUCGAAAAGCAGGUUCAGAAUGGCGAGGACGCUGCCAUGACGACCCUCAUAAAGGAUCUCACUGUGGCAGUUGAUACCAGGCAUGAGGCGUGUGUCGCAAACUACCACAGUUUGUUGACCGAACAAGACGAUUCUGAUUUUGUCGACGGAGAGACACUCCCGGUGGAACCGGAUCCUCUGGAGAAUGCUCUGAAAGUGGCCCUGAUAGACUACGCCCUCGUGGUACGGCGUUGCUUAACAAAUCUUCUCAAUAGGCCGGCACAGAAAGCCACCCAGGCUGAUCUGACUCAACGUUUUGACUCAGCAUAUCAACGUGAGUUGACUGUCCUGGCACCGGCAAACCCUACACCGCUUCGAGUCUCACCCCUUGGCUCGCUACGAGGAGGGUCUACGAACUCUCCACUGCGGCAGUUCGGUGGUUCACCUGUAAGCCCUGCCAGCCAAGGAGAUGGAAGCCGGGUGAGAUCGCCUACCCUGAAUGGCUGGACUGCACGCCAGGAGAAGAAACGAUUAAGUAUAGGUCUUGCAUUAGUGAGGAGCGCAUUCACAGACGGGCCUACCGAGCACAAGGCCGAGAACUCUAUUGACAAUCAGCAAUCUAAUGGCUUCGCGGCUGUCGCACCCUCACGGGACCACGAAGAGGACACUUCCAAAGCGGCGAAGCGGCUCAGUCAACACUUUGGCGAGCCUUCUGCCCACCUGACUCCUGUCCGAAGUGGGCGGCGAAGCGAAAGUGUCGAUAGGCGGCCGAACACGAGCAAGAGUAUCAAGAGCGUCAAGAGCGAGAAGUCGGAUAAUCCGAGAAAGAAUAGCGUACGCAAGAGGUUCAGCAUGUUGAAUAUCGGGAAGAAGAGUAGCAAGAAUAGCGUCAAAGCGGCAGAGACACUGACAGAGGAAUAAGAUGAGAAUGGGCAGUGAGCGAGGAGCCCUGGAUUCGUUGACUUUCACUCCUGGGAUUGGCCCAACUUCUACUUUCGUUUGUAACGGUAUAUAUUAUCUCGUCGGAGGAUAUAGAGAAACGAGGGGUUUGGUUCUCUGAUUCCUUCGGCUUCACGGGAAGCGAAGGGGUUGAAUCGUUACGAUUUGCAGCUGGCGCUGGUGGUCGUCUUCUAUGUAUACCCUGGACUUUUGUUAGAUGGUCGACGCAUUUCUGCAUCACGUAUUUGUGGAUAUAGUUGUAAUGGUAGUUGUACAACCCAAACUUGAUACUCGUCAUACAUGGCACAUAUAUGCCAUACCGAGCCGAUAUAGUCUAAUAGC
Westerdykella ornata is the source of this 6915-nucleotide messenger RNA. RefSeq lists its product as uncharacterized. Gene Ontology annotation, molecular function: guanyl-nucleotide exchange factor activity; small GTPase binding. Gene Ontology annotation, cellular component: cytoplasm; plasma membrane. Lineage: Eukaryota; Fungi; Ascomycota; Dothideomycetes; Pleosporales; Sporormiaceae. The transcript is spliced from 2 exons. Gene Ontology annotation, biological process: small GTPase-mediated signal transduction. The coding region runs from base 382 to 6555 and encodes 2057 amino acids. The record is from RefSeq and is a predicted model, not a curated record.